AUGCCCGGGAAACUUUCGAGAGUGAUCGGAACGAUCAAGCGGAAGCCUACAACAGCUCCAGAUCGCAAAGAUGACCAAGAAGCAGCUCUGGCACCUAGCCAGAGGAAGACUUCGGCCAUUCAUGACCUAAUUCACCUGGACAUGAAAGACAAAAAAGUCAUUGCCUCAGGCCUCACUGGUUUGGCAUCUGGGGAGCCGAUGGACGACAAGGAACUCCUACUAGAGAAUGGCGUGUCCAUGUUACAAGGUCUGCCGCUCAAUAGUGGCCUCUCCGCAGCAACUUCCGAUGCAUUCAUCACGAUGCUCUAUCAUGAUUUGCCACACCCUCCGACUACCAUGGCUGGCCCAACUUCGCGGUAUCGGAGACAUGAUGGAGGCAACAACAAUCCAUGGAAUCCGGAGAUGGGCAAGGCUGGCACACCAUACAGCAGAAGUGUCCCACCCAGUAAGCCAAAGGGACCGAAUCUGCCAGACCCUGAGCUCGUCUUCGAGCAGCUCAUGAAGCGAGAGGAUGGCAACUUCAGAAAGCAUCCAUCUGGACUGAACCGGCUGUUUUUCUCCUUUGCAACGAUUGUUAUUCACGAGUGCUUCCAGACAUCGCGCGAGGAUCCUUGGAUUAACGAGACAUCCAGUUAUGUCGAUCUGAGCACUCUGCAAGAUGAAGAUUUGUUCCAGCUCGGCAGAAACAUCAAUGUUGGAUUUUUUGCCAGCGUGGUUCUGAAGGAUUAUGUGGCUGCCAUCCUGAACACCCCGCGAGCUGAUUCGACUUGGUCACUCGACCUUGGGAAAGAGAUCAAGAAGAGUGGACAGCGGAUCGAGCGAGGUACUGGCAACGUCGUUUCGACCGAAUUCGCAGUCCUCUAUCAUUGGCACGCUGCGCUCAGCGCUGCAGACGCGCAAUGGAUGGAGGGCGUUCUCAGAGCAAACCUCCCCGAACUUAAGUCCGUGGACGACAUGACUGUGGAGAUGUUCUACAAAGUCAUGUAUCAAGAAGGACACAAGCUCAGAGACACAUUACCAAGAGAGUGGACAUUCAAUGGCCUGAAGCGAGCUCCAGAUGGAAGGUUCAACGACCAUGAACUCGCAGAGCUGAUCAAGGACUGCAUCGAGGAGCCCGCACACGCUUUUGGUGCUCAUGGCACUCCUGCAAGCUUGAAGGUGGUCGAUAUCAUGGGACAGCUGCAGGCGCGUGAGCUGUUCAAUGUGUGCACGAUGAACGAAUUCCGAAGCUAUCUCAACCUGAAGGCGUACGAGAGUUUCGAGGAAUGGAAUCCAGACAAGAAAGUCGCGAGGGCUGCCGAGCUCCUCUACGGACAUAUCGAUAACCUUGAAUUGUAUCCCGGUCUCAUGGCAGAAUGCACGAAGCCACCUAUGCCUGGCAGCGGUGUGUGCCCUGGCCAGACCACCGGUCGAGGUAUUUUGGACGAUGCUGUGGCAUUGGUGCGAGGCGAUCGCUUCCUCAGCUACGACUUCAACAGCAAUACCUUGACGAACUGGGGAUUGAGCAAGGUUGGCACAUCUGUCGCAGGAGGAGCUUAUGGUGGUGUGCUUCCUAAGCUGAUCAUGAACGGCCUGCCAGGAGCGUGGACGGGAACAUCACUUUACGCUUUGUUGCAGUUCUACACGCCGGAGGCAGCUCAAGGUAUCGUCAAGCAACAUAAGGCCAUCGGUCAGUACGAUACCACGAGACCUCGCAGUGACCUUGACAUCGUCUCGGUCCAGACGUCAGCAGGCUGCAAGCAAGUGUCCGAGGAUCUUACUUCUUUCCGAUCUAUUCAACCAACUGCCACGCAGACUAUCGCCAACGGCAACAACUUCAUGCUUGGCUCUGGUGACCCGAAGAAGGCAGCUUCUCUCCAGAGGAUCUUCUUUGAGGACGGCUUCGUCGCCAGCGUCAGAAAGUACUUCGAGACUGAGGUGUCCAAGCUCAUCAAGGCUAGCUCGCUUCGCUAUUCCAACGGCAAGCGCUCAUUCGAUGUCGUACGGGAUAUCACUAACGUCACACCUAUCACAUGGCUUGCCGAGCGACUCGCUAUCCCGCUCAAGACAGUUGCUCAACCUCGCGGCCUGAUCUCCCAACCCCAGCUUUUCGAAGCAUACAUGGCCAUAUUCCUCUACCAGAACUUCAACAUCAUCCCCGCUCACGAAUGGACUUUGCGUGCUGGUGCCACCCAGGCCACGGCGCUGUUGACUGAAGUCCACAGCGCCCACCUCUCGACCCAGUCCGGCUUCAAGGAACAUAUCGUGGACUGGCUGGCCAAGGGCUCUGCGUUUGAGGUGAAGCCUGAGGCAGACCGCAUCUACAAAGCUCUCAUUGCCACCAAGGAGCCCAACGACAAGCUUGCUGGCGAUUGUAUCGGUGUCGCGGCACCGAUCGCCGGCAUCCUCACCCACCAAGCGUCGCUCCUUAUCGAUCUCUACCUCCGCCCAGGCUAUGAAGCAUACAAGGCUCGCAUUAUUGAGCUCUCUCACAAAAACGACGAUGCUUCAUUCAAAGAGCUCCAGGGCUUUGUGUUCGAGGGCAUGCGACAUGCUGGCGUUGUGCCUGGGCUGCCUCGUCAAGCCACUAGAGACAUCACAGUCCAGGACGGCGUUCGCGGCCCAGUAAAUGUCAAGAAGGGCAACAUUGUCCUAAUCGCCACGAGCAAGGAGGCUUUAGACCCGACAUCUUUCGCCGAGCCGGAGAAGCUCAACCCCCACCGCCCUUUGAGCGAGUACACUCUUCUCGGCAGCGGUCUCAGCUUUGGAGCCAGCUUGAUCGGACCUGCGAUUGCUGCGACUUUGAAGGAAGUGUUCAAGUUGCCUGGGAUCCGCCGUGCGAAUGGCAAGCCGGGUCACUUGGCGACUGUGGAGCACUUCGUCGGAGGCAUCCCAGUGAGGUCGUACCUGGAUUCAAAUGCGAAGGAAUCGCCCGUUCCUACUACGCUUGUGCUUGAGUACGACGAGGCUGUCGCUCCACUUACAAACGGAGUCAAUGGGGUCAACGGUGGCGCCAACGGGGUUCACUCCCUCUACACUCCUUCCCAGACUCUAGCCGGACCACAGAACGGCUCGUGAAUGGAAUAGGAAAAGAAUCAUGUCUUAGAGAGUUGACGAGAUACCCUUGUUAUUUUGUGUUGCGUUGCCCCAUAAUGUGAUGUGCACGAUAGUUAAAUGACCGAGAAAUAAAUAGCCAGUCGUUUUUGUUG
Messenger RNA from Pseudocercospora fijiensis CIRAD86, 3188 nucleotides. RefSeq lists its product as uncharacterized. Gene Ontology annotation, biological process: response to oxidative stress. The coding region runs from base 1 to 3057 and encodes 1018 amino acids. NCBI's taxonomy places the organism in Eukaryota, Fungi, Ascomycota, Dothideomycetes, Mycosphaerellales, Mycosphaerellaceae. The transcript has 3 exons. Gene Ontology annotation, molecular function: monooxygenase activity; oxidoreductase activity, acting on paired donors, with incorporation or reduction of molecular oxygen; iron ion binding. The record is from RefSeq and is a predicted model, not a curated record.